Molecule: messenger RNA, 5670 nt
Organism: Lytechinus pictus (painted urchin)
Lineage: Eukaryota; Metazoa; Echinodermata; Echinoidea; Temnopleuroida; Toxopneustidae
Product: tumor protein p53-inducible protein 11-like
Exons: 7
Coding region: 137-784 (215 amino acids)
Source: RefSeq, a predicted model, not a curated record
AGUUUGCAUCACUACAUUAAAGCGAGUUAGUGGUAACUGUGGACCUUGCUAUCUGGGGCUGACAUAGGGUCGUCAGUCUCGCUGGUGAUGUUGUACCUUUAGUUUGGAAAAUAAUUCUAUCGUGAACUGUAGCGUUAUGAAUAAACCAGGAAAAAGAUCCACGAAAGAGGCACAGCAUGAAACAAUAUACGGGAAACAGAGUAGCGGUGACUUACAGAGUCGGUUAAAGACAAGAAAACUGCUCGGUGUAGGAGAAUGCGAAGAUGGCUCCGUACCACUAUCAAAGAUUAGCCAAAUACUCGGCAGUGACGAUCAUUAUAUUAUCAACAUGCCAGCUGGAUUAAGGCUAUGGCAAGUGACAACUGCUGUAGUAUUUACUUCAGUCUCGCUUCUGAGUAUCUUCUUUCCGGUGACUAUCUUUAAUAUGUUAUUCUCCAGCGGCUGUGGCAAUGAUGCCGUUCUACCACUCAGGCUCUUUGGGGCUGCGCUUAUCUGUCUUGCCUUGUUAUUUUGGAGUUCAGUAAAGUCAGUCAGUCGGUAUAUCAUAAGAUGGACAUUAUUAGCCGAGGUCCUUUAUCUCUCAAUUCAGGUUAUGGUUGUUUGGUUUACCCUCUGGGACACGAACCACUUCUCAUUUCCUAGCCUCUUAGUCGUGGUAACCAUGGUAAUGGCGAUCAUCAUAAGUCUUUAUUUCUACUCCAUCUUGGCCGGUAUCACCUUCAAGACCUUACUCAAAGGAAGAGCUCUUUUCGCAGAUUUCACGCAAAACGACAAAUUCGACUAGUCUGUGUUUCGUUUAAUGUACCAAAGAAUAUGAGUUAAGGACCACACUUUAGGGGGUCUGUUGCAAGAAAAUAUUUGCAACCAAUUGCAAAUAUUCUGAUGCAAUUCUACAACAGAAAGAUAUUAAAGUUGUUAGCAAAUCAGAUUACACUCCAUGUUGCCAGAGCAUGUCAACGCCCAAUCGCAAAUUUGCAAUUAAUUGCAAGACAUAUGAUUGAUUUAAGAACAGAAAAUUUAUUUGCAAUUGAUCGCAAGUUUGUUGCAACACUCCAUUAGAUAUUAUACAAAUAAGGAAUGUUUAUGAGUGCAAUGAACAGAAUACUUCAUGAGGUGAAAGAUGAAAUGGUCCAUUCAACGAGGCGUAGCCGAGUUGAAUGGAUCAUUAUUUCAUCUUUCACCGAUUGAAGUAUUCUGUCCAUCGCACGAAUGAAAAAAACAUUCAUUAUUUGGUUUAUAUGACACCUAAACAAUUUUUUUUUUCAUAUGAAAUUCAUGAAUUUCUAUGCAAAACAUGCUCAUGCAGUGCGAGUUCGGUCUGUUGAUUGUUACGUCAUUACAACACGCGCACUGCUGGUGCAUGAGCUGCAGUCUCGGUGCGCGAGUGCAAUGGACAAAAUCGUAUAUGGAUCCAAAAUUGCACGAUGAAUGGAUCCAAAAUUGCACGGUUGAUGACGUCAUUGCAAAAUGGGCUGAAUGACCGAUAUCAAACAUCCAAUCAAAUCACAAGGAUCUAUCUAGGUGUCAUAUAACUAUUGAUAUGCAUUUGCCAAGUUCCAUUGUUAUUUGUAGGAUCACGAUGUCCUCUUUAAUUAUGAUAGCAAGCUUUAAUAGGUGACAUGCCAUUCAAAUUGCAGCCUAUAGGUUGAAUGGGGUGCUUUUAUAGCACUUAGAUGUAAACCCCAGAGAUGCUGUGCUUUCUAAACGUUUCUAUGAAUCUGUAUGACGGUAAUGUAUAGGGAGAAGCUCCCGAAUGAGGACGGUGUAAUGGUGACAGUGAGAAAGUAGUGUCACAAUAUUAUGACUAGAACAAACUAGUCAAAAUUACUCUACCAAGUGUCGGUGCAGCUCUUAUAUCUAGUCAUGCAUUUUGUCAUUUUUAGAAUCAAACUAUUCACUGUAGUCAAAUCAAAUAUAGGGGAAAAGUAUUUCAAAGCGACCUGACGACGAAAAUAAGAUCUGCACAUAGCUGAGAGUAAUCAUGUUAUUUUGAUACUUUAAAAGAAGGCCUAUAGAUCUAUACAGUGUGCAUUUUUUUUUCAACUCUAUCGAUGGUUGGUUUGAAAGCUUGAAAUUAAUAUUCAUCUUCGGAUGGUUUUUAUCUGGUUUUUUCCUAUGUUAUCAAACUCAACAGUUAUUGUAUUUUAAUUCUUCUUAAUGUCAGCGAUUUGUUUCCACUCUUUGAAGAGCAUAUUGAUCAAUUUGGGUGCAAAGAAUAUAUUUUUUUAUAAAAUCAUCUUCCGAUAUUUCUUACCGGAGAUAAAUGAAGGAGAAACAAUGUACUUAUCAUACGUCAGAUAGAGAUAAUUAUAAUUCCAGUGGAAAAAAUGUAUAGUACAUACUGAAUGCAUGGAGCUAAUCUGAUCUAUUUAUUACACACCUUUUGGAGUGAGAUUUGCAUCUUUUGAUUGUAGAUUUUAUCCCUUUUGGAGUAAUGCGCAGUUCCCUCCAAGGGAUUGGUCCCAACCACUCCAAGAGGAGCUGUGGAUUAGGGAAUAGAUUUUAGCUUUUGGAGCGUAGUAAUAGAAGGUUAAAAACACAAUAAUGGUUGUUGAUUUUAGAGUAUCUAAAGUUGUUUAUUUAUUUAAAGGCUGGAAAACAACGCAUUUCAUGAUUAUGAAGAAAUGAUAUAUAAAUUGAUUCGUAUGUUUAAGAUCCCCCCCCCCCCCCCCCCCAUUUACACAGGUGGUCACCCUUACGCAUGCGCGUCCCUGAUCAUUCGGGAAUCUGGAUAUUCCCUGUUAUGACGGUAAUUCUCCCGUUAUUACGGGCGUUUAGAAGGGAAGCCUGUACAUACAUGAUUUACCCGCCGUAGAGCGGGCGCUAUAGCAAAGUUCGCCAUAUGAAGAAUGCGUGCAGCUCGGGCGUAUGAAUUCUUUUAGGAACAAUAUCAAUAUGAAAAUUUGAGAAAUAUUAGCCCGAACAUACCCAUGUCUAUUAUUAUGGGGGAUUACAAGGUGCUAAAACCCCCCCCCCCCCUCGGAAAAGGGCGUAAAAAUGUACAUUCUCUCAAAAUAUCAAGAACGCGUGUUGGGAACAGUUGACCUUUAAGGGAGGGGGUGGGCCAGGCAAUUCGAUUUUAGAUUAUAGUGAAAUAGUAAAUAAUCACGGUUCAAGCUUCUUUAUAAUUAUGGUUUUAUACAACUUUUUGUGUAUAUGUGUGUAUAUAUUCUUGGGCCGUUUGUUCAUCAUGCUGUUCACAAGUGUGAUUGUGCGAAUGGCUAUUUAUAACAACUGAUCAAGUCAUAAUUGACUAUUUCUUAUGUUUCCUAACGCAAUUCAGGGCCGCGGAUCCUUUUUGAAAGUUGGGGGGGGGGGGGGCUGGACGCCACAUAAUUAUGAAAAAUCACAAUUUGAUAGUCGUCUUCACCUUCACGUUUUUGUACACGUUUAAUGAAAAAGAAAGACUGAAGCCCCCCCCCCCCCCGGUUCUGCAGCCACUGAUAAUGGCGUUCAAUUUGAGUAAAAAAAUAAGAUGAAAAGAGGAAGAUACGAUUUAUUCAAAGGCACUCGGGAUCCAACUUUUCUAGUCAAAAUUAAAGUAAACUAUGUACCGCGAAGAUCUCAGAUUCUAUAUACUAAUAUAAAUUUCGUUCAAUAUUCAUCUAGGUUUCAAAUAAAGUGUUACAAUGAAACACAAUUCGAAAACCAAAUGGAACAAUCAGAACCACGUAAUUGCAUUGAGUGUUUGAGUUCUGUGUAAAUGCAGAUUUUUCUUCGACAUGUUCCUAAUUUUAUUUUUAAUCAAUAUUAUUAUUCUUAUUUGAUUCCUUUUGUUUGUAAUAUAAGCAAGAUAAUGGUGCUUAAUUCAAUUUGUUCUUUAAAUCACUUUUUUUCAAUCGAGUCUGACAAUCGUUUGUUUUACCAAGAACAAUUAUCAUAGUCCUAUUGUGACCUACGUGGGGUAUGGUUUAUUUUGGCAGUAUUCGCUGCAGGAGUUCUGUCAAUUUUCACUAUCUGCUGGUAUAAAGUUGACGAGAUGGAUUUUAGAUUGUGUAUAUAGUGUAGUUACCACGGUUACAUGAACAAAACUUCGCACAUUAUUGAUAUAUUUCAUUCAUGAUACAUCAUUGUCGAAAUGAUAUUGUGCCUAAAAUGUUUAUUAUGAAGGGAAAUUCUUCAUUUCUAUUUAAAGGUCAAGUCCACCUCAGAAAAAUGUUGAUUUGAAUCAAUAAAGAAAAAUCAGACAAGCACAAUGCUGAAAAUUUCAUCAAAAUCGGAUGUAAAAUAAGAAAGUUAUGACAUUUCAAAGUUUCGCUUAUUUUUAACAAAAUAGUUAUAUGAACGAGCCAGUUACAUCCAAAUGAGAGAUGUCACUCACUCACUAUUUCUUUUGUUUUUUAUUGUUUGAAUUAUACAAUGUUUCAAUUUUUACAAAUUUGACGAUUAGGACCUCCUUGCCUGAAACACAAAAUUUUAAAAUAAUGGAAUUCCACGUGUUCAGGGAGGAAUAAAACUUCAUUUCACUUGACAAUGACGAGAAAAUAAAAAUAUUUCAUAUUUCAUAUAAUGAAAUACAAAAGAAAUAGUGAGUGAGUGAUGUCAUCGGUUCCUCAUUUGCAUACCGACCGAGAUGUGCAUAUAACUGUUUUGUGAAAUGAAGCGAAACUUUAAAUGCCAUAACUUUCUUAUUUUACAUCCGAUUUUGAUGAAAUUUUCAGUGGUAUGCUUGUUGAAUUUUUCUCUUUUUAUUCAAAUCAAGUUUUUGUUGGAGUGGACUUGUCCUUUAAUGAUACAGUAUAUACGUAUUAUUAUUAUGUUUGCUCUUUGACGUAAUAUUUUUGUCUUUUUACAUUUUCCAUGAAAAAGUAGGCAUAUGACAUUGAUAGAAAUUAGAAAGCAUAAAUUUCAACAAUAGUGACUUCGUCACCUAGUCAUUACGAGAUAAAAUGAUCUCCGGGAAUGUCCCGCCCCUCUCUGAAGUACGCUUGCGCGUAGAUAAAUUUGCCAUUCUUCAAUUGCAUUCAAUGUAGAAACGACAUAAUUAUAAUUAAGAUUGUUUCGCUUAGAACUUACUUUUGAAAAAACAAAACAAUAUGAACAAAAUAGUUGUGUGUUGGUGUUUUUCCCCCUUUUUUGAAUAAGUGGCAACAUUAAUGUAUAAAAACGUUGCGAACAUCAUAGUUGUCAACUACGGAGCGAAGCUGCUGAGCUCAUCAUUGCAUUUUAUAUACGCUUACUUAUGUGCACCACUAUUUCGUGCUGAGUAAAAGGUUAAAAUGUUAUUUUAUGAAUCCAUUUCCAUUUUGGCAUUUAGACAGCCUAGCUUCAUCAGGAACAGGGGAGUUAUUGAUUACUCGCGUCCUACUUUACAAGUGUAUCUCCAAAAAUAAUCAUAAAUUUACAUUAUUUCUUAUAUAUUCUAUAUCAAACAGCCUUAAUAGUGAACUGAAAAUCAACUUGAAAAAGAAACAAAUAGGUACGUUUGGUCCUUUUUUUACCAAGUAUAUCAAAAAUAUUUCAACUACCCCAUUAUUCUUUCUUUAUGAAUGUGCAAUAUUGCUGAAAAUACAUAUUAUUGAACUGAAGAAUUUUCUUUCUCUUUUUAUAACUUAUUUUUCACGAUAUGAUAAUGUUAUUGUGUACUACCACUUUAUCACUGCACAUUCAGUUUGUUACAGUCUUGUACAAGUAUAUAGAUUUAGAUAAUAAAACGAAACUCACAACCAA